AUGUCCCUCCAGGUCAACGACCCACGGUCGCGCACCCGCUCCAAGUCCCCCGGCCGCUCCCGCGAACGCUCCCGAUCUCGCGACUCCCGCGCACCAGAUCUGCUGGAGCUUGAACCACCACGGUCAAGACAGCGCUCCCGCUCUCCAGCCGUCGAGAUCGCGCCCAAAUCAUAUAGGGAAUAUGAUCUGCCCCGCUCGCGCUCGCCGGUCGUUGAAAUUGCGCCGCGCUCGGCUAAGCCCAAGGCUAAGUCUUCACGGGAGUAUGACUCGGAUGAGGAGACGGAGAUUGAUCGGCAGUAUAAGCUGUUGAAGGAGGGGAGGUUGAGGGAGGAUGGGCUGGGGAAUAAUGUUGUUGCGAGGGUUCCGCGGAGUCAGGGGCGGUAUGAUGUUGAGAGGGAGGAGGAUGAGGAUGAUGCGAGGUAUGAGUUUUCGGAGGAGGAGGAGGAUUUGAGAGCGCGGAUGAGGGCGAGGGAGAGGGAUCUGAGGGAUUCGAGGGAUUCGAGGGAUCCGAGGAGUUCGAAGGAUUCUUUGAGAGACUCACGCGAUCCAAGAAGCUCUAAGGAUUCUUUGAGAGAGUCGCGGGACUCGCGGGACCCGAGGAGCUCCAAGGAUUCUUUAAGAGACUCGAGAGACUCACGCGAUCCAAGAAGCUCGAAAGACUCUUUGAGAGAUUCGAGAGACCCUCGUGAUCCGAGGAAUUCGAAGGAUUCCUUGAGAGAAUCGCGCGAGUAUGCGCCUCGGUCUCAUCAACGUCGGCCUUCGUCCCCGCCUAGUCGGGAUGGCAGGUUGGAUGAUUCGUCCGACGAUUCGGAUGAUGGACUGGCGUAUGGUGAUGCUCUGGGUAGUCAUCCGAGCUAUGCUCGCCCGGGCAAGUAUCAGUAUGCACAGCCUGGUGCACCGCGCCAGCCUGCCCGUCCAGAUCCCAAGUCGUCGGACUGGGAUCCCAUUCCUGAGUGUGAGCGUCCGGGCUUCGUGCCUCCUGCUUCGCACCCGUCGUCGCAAGCUGGAGUGUCCUCGACCAUGCCCGGUGGCUUCCCUACGGCCUCGACGUAUGCGGAUCUUCCCGCAACGACUGCGCCCUCGUUCCCAAUGCCGCAGUAUGCCGGGUUCCCUGCCCAGCAGCAGGUUCCAUACGCACACGCUUCUUCUGGUCCUUAUACACCAUCGCAUUACCGUACUGCCUCUGCUACUGAUGCUUCUCACCCACUUCCUGGACAGUAUGCGCAGCCGGUUCAGUAUCAGUAUGCGCAUGUCGAUCCCAAUGUUCGAUAUGCUUCCAAGGCGACUCCUGUUCAACCUUAUACUGCCUCGCCAGAUGACCAGUUUGCAAAGCCACACGAGCAGUUCAACAACAAGCCUCGUGACGCUCAGCCGGCUGCGUACCCGUACAGGUAUAGCACUGAACCACAGUUUGUAGACAAGCAGCCUGCACCACCACCACCACCGCAACAACAGCCCCAGCCCCAGCAUCAGCAUCAGCAACUACAGCCACAGUAUGGGCAUGGCCACGGUCAUCAACAACAGCCCCAGCAACUGGUGGAGAUUACCCCUGGCGGCGGACGAGGCCGGCCGCAUAGUCUGUCUGUGUCAUCUGCGAAUAAUCUUGCGGUUGCAGGCUCUCACAGUCUACACGCCGGUCACCCUCCGGCUAGUCCACUGCUGGAGGCCUAUCACGGUACCUACCAGUCCAUCUCGCCUAUGCCAUCUCCGAUUGUCAUGCCAGCGCGGGACGAUGACAUCUCGGACCUGGAGCCACUCGAUGGUGGUAACUCAGGCUCUGAAUUAUCACGCCGUAAGAAACACGUCCGCUCCAAAUCAUCAAUCAGCGAAAAGGAAACCCGCCACCGCAGCAGCAAAGAGAAGAUCAGGGAGAAAGAAAAGGACCGCGAUGAUCGCAAGGACGACAAGCGCCGCCUCCGUCACGACCGCCACGAUUCUACCACGUCGAUUGACCGUGACCGUGAGCGCGAUAACAUAGUCGUCAUCUCACCCACCACCGGCCGCAAGCGCGUCUCCUUCUACGACGCCGGCGCCGACGCAGUCGACAUGCAAAACGCCCUCAACCACCGCACAAUCGACAACAAGACCAUCAUCCAGGUCCUCCCGAGUUUAACGAGCGACGAAAUCCUCCUCCUACGCGCGGAAUACAAAAACCGCGUCAAAAUGCACGGCAAGGGCAUCAACCUCGCCAAACACCUCCGCCUGAAACUCGGCAACUCCUCCUUCGGCAAGGUCGCCUAUGCCACCGCCCUCGGCCGCUGGGAAUCAGAAGCCUACUGGGCAAACUGCUACUACCAAGCCGGAACAUCCCGGCGCGAACUCCUCAUCGAGUCCCUAAUCGGCCGGUCCAACGCCGCCAUCCGCGAAAUCAAGGCCUGUUUCCGGGAUACCCGGUACAACGAUAGUCUCGAGCGGUGUAUGCGGGCGGAACUCAAGGCUGAUAAGUUCCGGACGGCGGUGUUGUUGGCGCUUGAGGAGAGGAGGCAGGAUGAGAGGGAGCCGCUGGAUGAGAGGUUGAUUAGGCAGGAUGUUGGGGAUUUGCAUCGGGCGUUGGUUUCGAGGGAAGGUGGGGAGACGGCUAUGAUUAAUAUUAUUGUUUUGAGGAGUGAUGCGCAUCUCAGGGAGAUGUUGAGGGAGUAUGAGGCUGUUUAUCGGGUGAAUUUUGCGAGGGCGAUGAUUGCCAAGUCGAGGAAUUUGGUGGGUGAAACACUAGCCCACAUCCUAAACGGCGCAAUAAACCGCCCCAUGCGCGACGCCCUCCUCCUCCACCAAGCCGUCCGUGAAUCCCGUACCGGCCGUGAGCGCUCCGAGUUACUCAUUUCCCGGCUUGUGCGGUUGCAUUGGGAACCGCGGCACCUGGAGCUGGUCAAGAGUGAGUACCGGAGACGGUAUAAUGAGCGUGUGGAGGAGGCGAUUGCGGAGGAGGUUAUGAGUUCGAGUGGGAGUAGUGAGUGGGGGGAGUUUUGUAUUGAGUUGGCUCGGAGUUCGACUUGA
This is a messenger RNA of Penicillium cataractarum, 2994 nucleotides long. It is a transcript of the gene anxc4, whose product is annotated as annexin ANXC4. The record is from RefSeq and is a predicted model, not a curated record. Gene Ontology annotation, cellular component: cytoplasm. The transcript is spliced from 2 exons. The coding region runs from base 1 to 2994 and encodes 997 amino acids. Gene Ontology annotation, molecular function: calcium-dependent phospholipid binding; calcium ion binding. Lineage: Eukaryota; Fungi; Ascomycota; Eurotiomycetes; Eurotiales; Aspergillaceae.